Saccostrea echinata is the source of this 2160-nucleotide messenger RNA. RefSeq names its product ethanolaminephosphotransferase 1-like. The coding region runs from base 108 to 1274 and encodes 388 amino acids. Lineage: Eukaryota; Metazoa; Mollusca; Bivalvia; Ostreida; Ostreidae. The record is from RefSeq and is a predicted model, not a curated record. Gene Ontology annotation, molecular function: ethanolaminephosphotransferase activity. Gene Ontology annotation, cellular component: Golgi apparatus; endoplasmic reticulum membrane. Gene Ontology annotation, biological process: phosphatidylethanolamine biosynthetic process. The transcript has 9 exons.
GCAGACGACUUCGACGUUUCGGAACGAGGCUUUUGAUUGGUUAUUACUUAUGAAAAGGCCAAUGAGGAUUUGUCUUCUUUCACUUCGGAGAAUGAGACUUCAGCAGCAUGACAACAUACAAAUAUCUUUCCCCAGAAGUUUUGUCUGGAUUUGACAAAUAUAAGUAUAGUGCAGUAGACACAAGCCCAGUUAGCAUAUACAUAACACACCCUUUUUGGAACUGGGUGGUUGAGUUUGUUCCAAAAUGGAUCGCACCAAAUGUAUUAACCUUGACAGGAUUUGGUCAGCUGAUGAUGAACUUUGUCCUUUUGACCUACUAUGAUCCCCACUUUUUUUCUGCCAGUAGAGACCAUCCUGAAUGUCCCCCCAUUCCUAACUGGGUGUGGCUUGUCUGUGCAUUUAACAACUUCAUGUCACACACCUUAGAUGGCAUUGAUGGGAAGCAGGCACGGAGAACAGGGUCCAGCUCGCCUCUGGGGGAGUUAUUUGACCAUGGACUAGACAGCUGGGCCACCCUUUUCCUGCCAGUGGCUCUGUAUUCUAUUUUUGGCCGUGGGGAAUAUGGAGUGGGGGUGUUUAGAGUGUACUUCAUCGUGACUGGUGUCAUGUUGUGUUUUAUCCUGUCUCACUGGGAGAAAUACAACACCAAAAUCUUAUUUCUACCCUGGGGCUACGAUCUCAGCCAACUGGCCAUGACAGGAGUAUAUCUUUUGACCUUUGUUGGGGGUCAGAACAUGUGGAAAUUUAAAAUUCCAGUGAUUGAUAUCUACUGCUCAGAGUUUAUAGAGAUAGGGAUGUAUGUUGGAUUCUUUGUUUUGACUUUCCCUGCAACUUUCUGGAAUAUAUACAAAUCUUAUCGGGAUAAGACAGGUAAAAUGUAUGAUCCAUGGGAGAUGAUGCGCCCCCUGGUGUCCACAUUUAUCUUAUUCUUUCUAAUGGUCUUUUGGGCACGCGUGUCCAGCUGCCAGGUGAUGGAGUUACAGCCCCGCCUCUUUUACUGGACCACAGGGACUGCUUUCUCUAACAUUGCUUGUCAUCUAAUCAUCAGUCAGAUGAGUGAUACGCGAUGUGAACUCAUCAACUGGCUCCUCCUACCCCUGGUUACUAUAGUAACGGCAUGUUCACUGCUGUCACUCGGACAUGUAGAGGUGUACCUUCUCUGGGGCUAUUGCUUUCUAGUCACUGCUGCUCAUCUUCACUUUGGGGUCCAUGUGGUUCAAGAAAUGUGUGAUCAUUUCAAUAUAUCAGCAUUCACAAUAAAACUAAAGGCAUAGAGACUUAUUUAACCUUGGUGAGGCAGCUGAAGGACAUUGUAUUACGCCAUUAUCUACUGCUGUCUGCAGUGAACAGACAUCUACUCAGAUCAUCUCAGUCAGUCAGUCAUCCUUGUUCAGGAAGAAAGAAGACCAAUCCAGGUGUUAGACAAUAUAUUGAGUUCUUUUUGAAUUUAUUUCCUUGAUUUGAAUUAAAUUCAUUUUUAGCGUGCCAUUUACUUUCUCUAACAUUAUUGGGAAUUUUCUACAAAUACUAUCUAUAUGUUAACCUGAUAGAGCUGAACAGUUACCUCAUUAAAUAAUUUACCUCACAUGAAUGGAGGCUCAGUUGACCUCAUCUGAUCAAACCCAAUCUUUAAUCAGUUUGUAAUCCAUUCUUCAUUCAUACUCCGCUCACAUAAGAACACUUCCAACUAUUCUAGAAAAGCUACACAAAUUUUAAAAUGGGGUAUCAAUGUUCCUUGGGUGAUAUAUAUGUAUUGUUACUCUGAGAAGCAGUAUUCCAAGCUAGCCUCAGUUGAUUUUUAUAAGUAUAUGAAAAUACAUCUUAUUCGAUAAAACCAUCAUUCGCUUAAUUUAAUUAGCUCCUUACUUAAGGCUUGUCACAAAUUUUGUUAUAGAGACUCGGAGGAUUUUUAGCUAUUUCUGUUUUAUGCAGUCCCGACUUUGAAGAUGGCACAUUGUUUUUAGCUCACCUGAGCCAAAGGCUCAAGUGAGCGUUUCUGAUCACUUUUUGUCCGGCGUCCGUCUGUCUGUCUGUCUGUAAACUUUUAAUAUUUUCGACUUCUUCUCAAGAACCACUGGGCCAAUUUCAACCAAACUUGCCACAAAGUAUCCCUGGGUAAAGGGGAUUCAAGUUUGUUCAAAUGAAGGGCCACGCCCUCUU